Molecule: messenger RNA, 709 nt
Organism: Rhinichthys klamathensis goyatoka
Lineage: Eukaryota; Metazoa; Chordata; Actinopteri; Cypriniformes; Leuciscidae
Product: WAP four-disulfide core domain protein 3-like
Exons: 5
Coding region: 149-709 (186 amino acids)
Biological process (GO): antibacterial humoral response; innate immune response
Cellular component (GO): extracellular region
Molecular function (GO): peptidase inhibitor activity
Source: RefSeq, a predicted model, not a curated record
UAGCGUUUGUUGUGGGACUCAGAUGGUAUUUUGAUGCAGCAACAGGGUUUUCCUUUGUAGUUUUGUGGUCCUCGCUGUCCGCCCCUGCUGACUCACUAAUUCAGUGCAUCUUCCAGCAGAGUUGAUUGUGAGAUCGCAGGUCGAGAGGAUGACAGCUCAAGUGUACUGCUUGUUUAGUGCGGUUUUAUUGUGUAUGUCUGCUUGUUUGAGCACAACACACGCUGGAGUCCUAGUCUCCGGUCAGUGUCCGGCGAUGCUGACGGUCGUGCCGUCCCGUCGAGGAUGCACUUCUGAUAGAGACUGCUCUGGAGGACACAAAUGCUGUCAAUUUCCCUGUGGGCGCUCGUGUGUGCCGCCUGUUUUCACAAAGCCAGGAGAGUGUCCAAGCACAAAUUUUGGAGCAGAAACUUGUGCCGAGUUGUGUUACUAUGACAGUGACUGUCCGAACAAUGAGAAAUGCUGCAGCAAUGGAUGUGGACAUCAGUGUAUGGCUCCAUUUGCAGGUCAAGCCCAGUGUCAGGGUGUGUCUGACUACCAUAGAGGUACACCGUGCAGUGUCGGCUGCGGUCCAGGCUUGGACAACAGUCUGAAUUUCGGCUACAUGCCGUCCCACGUUGGCAAGGUUUGCUGCAUUCAUGCUGGACAUACAAGUGUUAAACAGAGUUCUGACGGCAGUGCGGCGGUGGUUGUGGCCACCUGGCUCCGCUAG